Messenger RNA from Rhopalosiphum maidis (corn leaf aphid), 1483 nucleotides. It is a transcript of the gene Dcps, whose product is annotated as m7GpppX diphosphatase. Gene Ontology annotation, biological process: deadenylation-dependent decapping of nuclear-transcribed mRNA. Lineage: Eukaryota; Metazoa; Arthropoda; Insecta; Hemiptera; Aphididae. The transcript is spliced from 8 exons. The coding region runs from base 311 to 1255 and encodes 314 amino acids. The record is from RefSeq and is a predicted model, not a curated record. Gene Ontology annotation, molecular function: hydrolase activity; RNA 7-methylguanosine cap binding. Gene Ontology annotation, cellular component: nucleus; P-body.
UAUUUUGUGACUCAUAGCAUAUAUAUUUUUUUUUUUGUAGAUAAUAGUAUAUUUUCUGCCGUGACACACUGACUCGUGUUUUGUUUCGAAUUACUGUUACGCAAGGUCGGCGCGAGUAUGCGUCACGCACAAUGCACUUAUCCGGCGUGGCGACGUCGAUGUCGUCAAUACUCUCAAUACAUCACUCGUCACUGCACUUAAACACUUACCUGCAGUCGCAAUGAUAUAAAUACGAAUGGUAUCAAGCGCAGUGUUAACUGAGAUUUUCCCACUCGGCGAGUGGUCGGCCCAAUGAUAAUGAGACUUAAUAAUGGAUCCUGAACAAAAUUUUAAUCAAUUCUGCCUUAAACGAAUUUUGAUGAAUGAUACACAACGUAAAAUGAUCGCUGUUGAAGGCAAUUUCAAUGGACUACAGGAACCAGCUGUUGUUGUUCUAGAAAAGUAUGCGUUUGAUGAAGCUUCUGCUUUAAAUGUAUGCAAUGCUCAUACUAAAUUUAAAAAAAAUUUAGAAAAUGAUAUUUAUAAAUCAUUUAGUUGUGUACCACCAUAUGAUGAAAAAAUUCCUUCCAAUAAAAUGGAUAUAAUAUAUCCUGCAACAGACAAACAUAUUUUAAAGUUUACAAGUCAACCUAUGUAUUUUGUUCAAGAAACUGAAGAAAUGUAUCAAACUGUAACUUUACAUCAUAUAUUGGAUAACGGCUUGUCACUACAAUGGGUAUACAAUUGCUUGGAGUAUAAAUCAGAAAAGGAAAGAAUAAAAUAUGAUACGGCUUCUGAAAAUCAAAAAGAUGAUGAAGAUAUUGGCUUUUUACUUUUACCAGACUUAAAAUGGUCUGGGAAAUUGAAUGAAUUGUACUUAUUGGCAGUUAUUAAAAAAAGAAACAUUAAAUCACUUAGAGAUUUAACAAUUGACCAUUUACCAUUACUAAAAAAUAUUUUAAAUAAAGGAUCAGCUGCUAUUUAUAAAUUAUAUGGAGUUCAACAAUCUCAGUUACGUAUUUAUGUCCAUUAUCAACCAACAUUUUAUCAUUUUCAUGUUCACUUUACAUAUCUGAUGCAUACACCUCCAGGAAUAAAUGUUGGAAGAGCUCAUUUACUCACAACAAUAAUUAAUAAUAUUGAAAUGCAAGGCAACUACUAUCAAAAAGCUACAUUAGAUUAUACUAUUAAGGAAAGUGAUCCAUUGUUUAAUCGUUUUGAAGAAAAAGGUAUUCUUUGUAAAGCCAAACUUAUUGAAGAAAUUAGUAUUGUAUAAGACAACAACCAGACAACUAUAUAUUUUAAGUUCAAACUUGGUAUAAAGAAAAUUUGUGCUUUCUAGCGCUAACUAAGAUAAAACAUUUCAAUCAUUACAUUUUUUUUUUUUAUUAUUAUUAUUAAAAUUCAAUUUAUAUUAUACAUUUUGCUUGUGUAAUAAUGAUUUACUACUAGAAAAACAUGAAGACUUUUGAACAAUGAUUAAAUAUAAUGAAUUAUGUGACAA